AUGAGCUUUUGUAACCUUGUUCCUCGCCCUCUCCUCUUGUCUUUCCCUCACUCACUCCUGUUCCCCUUCAUCCUGUCCUCAUCCCCUCACUCAUCUAAUGUUCCCCGCCCUCCUCUCCUCGCCCCUCCCCUCCUCUCCACUUCCCCUCACUCAUCUAAUGUUCCCCUCCCUCUUUUCCUCAUCCCCGCCCUCCUCUCUUCUUUCCUCCCGCUACUCUCAUCUUCCUCCCGCCCGCCGUGCAGACAAGCUUUGGCUGUCCUCACUUGCGUCACUGCAGGAUUUGGCAGCACUGUGGUACUUCCCGAAUGCACUGUCCCUCCUUUCCCACGCUCGUCCCCUCACCAUCCCGCCAUGGUCUCAUCAGGUACCCCCUCUCUGCGUCCCUUCAUCAUCGGGAGGAUCCGGCUGCGGUGCUCCAGGGAGGGAGCACGCACUGUCCUCCCCCUCUUCCCCCUCCCAGCUCGUUCCUCUCCCAUGGUCGCAUCAGGUCCCACUUCUCCCUGCCUUCCCUCACCAUCCUCCCAGGGCGACACCCUGAGGGGAAGUGUAUCACGGGAGGAUCUAACAGCGCUGGCAGUGCCGCCGCCAACACGCGAAACGUACUGUUUCCCCCUUACCCCACUCGUCCUUCCCCCAUUGUUGCACGCUCUCUCUUUGCCUCCUCCCAUCCCCCCAGGGCGACAACAUGAAGGGCAGCAUGUCACGGGAAAGGAUCUACCAGCCAUGGUGCAAGGAGAACUGAAUCCCUUCCCCUCCCUCCCAAUUCGGCGGCGCCAUGAGGGGCAGCGUGUCGCGGGAGGAUAUGGCAGCCGUGGUGGCGGCAGCGCUGGCAGUGCCACCGCCCUCCCAGCAGAGACCCAUCAUUGA
This is a messenger RNA of Closterium sp. Naga37s-1, 867 nucleotides long. NCBI's taxonomy places the organism in Eukaryota, Viridiplantae, Streptophyta, Zygnematophyceae, Desmidiales, Closteriaceae. The record is from the annotation of a GenBank genome assembly.